ACGCCAUUGUAAAAAAGAUUCAAUGUGAACGCGAGUGUACGUUCUGUUAGACACACAAGUGUAUUCUUGCAAUGAUUUAGUUUACGAAGAAAGAAACUACAACUGUUUUAUAAAAAAUGACCUUCCAAUGUUCAAUAAAAAUUAUUGUGAAUCAUUGACUGGUUGGAAUUGGUGUAAAUAUAGUGAGAACAGUUAUUUUAAGAUGAAACAUACAUAACCAAGUUUAUAUUUUCAAUUCUAAAAUACUAUUUUUACAAGAAGAAAAUAAUUCUCAAAUUGACAUUUUUUUUUCUAUUUGACAGUCUUUUGACUAAUUAACUAAUGAAAAUGUUUUCAAUUUCUUCUCAUUUUAAUGUCAAAAUGUGUAUUUUUUGAAACAAUAACACAAUGGAUAAAAAUUAUUGCGCAUUUGCAGAGUGAGGAGAUAAAAAUUCCCCUCAGAAAUAAAAUAUCAGUAGACACCAAACUUUUGUAAAAAUUACAUCGCAAGAAAAAGAGAAGAUCCAAAUUAUUAUCAAUUAUAAAAAUCUACAAAAAUUUAUAAAGAAACAAAGAAUAAGGAAAAAAAUUAUUCCCUGAGUGAUGUUACGAGAAUUAAAAAUUGACCUUCCUGCCCCAACAAUAAUUGAUCAAAUAUUGUGAUAAAAAAUGUAAAAAAAAAAAAAGAAGAAAAAAUUCAUUUUCUUUUCUACAAAAAAAGAAAGAAGGAACAAAAAAAAAAUUUGAAAAUUUUAUAUACUAUACUUUUUUAUCAUACAAUUUAAUUUUGUGGACCACUUGUAUAAUUAAAUGUAGGAAUAUAGCCAAAGAAUACCAAAAAAAAUGGAACACGAUUGUAAAUAAUAUUGUGCAAAAAAAGAAUUUUGUAAACAAUAAUUACAAUGAUAAAGUGGAAUUUAAUGUUGUAGAAAGAUAACGGAUAGAAAGCUGCAAAUAGAACAAUAUAAAAAAAAACAGUUCAGAUAUUAGUGGAUAUAAAUAUAAAUUCAAUAUUUGGAUUCAAUAUAAUUAUGAGAGAAAACAUGAAGAAAAGACUACUACUGGGUUUUAUAUGCGCUGUUAUUUUAUUCAUAUUAGUAAUAACUAAUGAUGGUGAUUUUACUCAAAUAAUUGUACCCCUUAUGAGUAGCAGUAAAGAACGUGACAUAUCAUGUUAUAUUAAAACGUCCGAUGCUAAUGGACUUCAGGAAUUUGAUGCAACAAAAGAUAGUGAUAGACCGAAAUUUGGAAAUAAUAUAUUUUUUCACGAAACUUCGUGCUUUGAUAAUGAUGAAUUAACAUUAAAUGCAAGACAAGCGUGUGCUGUUGAAUCGGCAGCAAGAAUGAAUGGAAAAAUGACAGUCUACCUAUUAUUUAUGAGUCCAUCAAAAAUAUCCGAAUCAUCGAAACAAUUAAUAAGACAAUUAUUGAGCUAUGAGAAUAUCAAAAUUCGACGCCUUUAUAUGAAUAAUUACGUGAAACAUACGCCAUUGGAGGAAUGGUAUGACAGUGGUAUUUUGAGAACAAGCCGUUGGCCAAAAAGUCACAUGUCUGAUAUUUUGCGAUAUCUCACAUUAUGGAAGUACGGUGGCAUUUAUUUGGAUCUGGACGUCGUUGUAACAACAUCACUGGAGAAAUUAAAAAAUUUUUCUGGUGCUGAAGACUGGGAGGAUGUUGCAGCAGGUGUGAUUGGAUUUGGAAUGGACAAUUUAGGUAGAAGAGUGGCUGACGCUUGCGUGAGGGAUUUAAAAAGAAAUUUUAAAGGCAAUGUUUGGGGUAAUAAUGGACCCGGAGUGAUAACAAGAAUCCUACAAAAACUCUGUGAUACAAAAUAUGCUCGCGAUAUGACACCAGUUCGUUGUAAUGGUUUCAAGGUUUUUCCACCAUCUGCUUUUUAUCCAAUUGGCUAUAAAAAUUGGACAAAAUACUUUGAGACAAAUGAUAUUAAUGAGACUAUGGAGAUUAUUAAAAAUUCAAAAGCAAUUCACGUUUGGAAUAAAUUCAGUCACGAGAGACAAAUCAAAGUUGGCAGUCAAGUGCCCUAUUCAAUAAUUGCCCAGAAAUAUUGUCCUAAAGUCUAUAACAAUUGCGGUACAUUUUUCUGAGCCUAUUUUUCCCCUCUGUGCUUUUUCCAAAAUUUCCAAAUGUGAUUUUUUG
This is a messenger RNA of Leptopilina heterotoma, 2136 nucleotides long. RefSeq names its product lactosylceramide 4-alpha-galactosyltransferase-like. Gene Ontology annotation, biological process: glycosphingolipid biosynthetic process. Bases 1011 to 2084 code for a protein of 357 amino acids. NCBI's taxonomy places the organism in Eukaryota, Metazoa, Arthropoda, Insecta, Hymenoptera, Figitidae. Gene Ontology annotation, molecular function: alpha-1,4-N-acetylgalactosaminyltransferase activity. The transcript has 6 exons. The record is from RefSeq and is a predicted model, not a curated record.